CUUACGAAGUACCCCCUCCAAACUUCAGCUUACUUCCUAAGAGCAACAAACCACCUCGUCAACCCCAACCUAUCAAUCAUUAUGGAUCAGAUCAAGAACAAAAUGGCUGCCCUCAGGGCCGAGGCCGAUGAGUCUGCCGCCCGUGCCGAUGAGUUCAAGGCCAAGGUCAAGACAUUGGAGACCGAGAACACACAGAAGGAGCAGGAGAUCACUUCCUUGUCACACAGGAACCAAGUCCUCGAGGCUGAGGUCGAGAAGUUGGAAUCGUCAGUCAAGACCUACAAGGAUGAAGCUGGUGCCGGUGCUCAGGCAGGCACUCAAGCCGAGAGCCUUCAACGCAAGAUUCAGGUGCUUGAGGAAGAGGCUGAGGAGUCUGACAGGACUAUUCGCGAAUUGAACGAGAAGCUCCGCCAAACCGAUGUCAAGUCCGGCCACUACGAGCGCAAAGUCCAGGCCCUCGAGCAGGCCCGCGACCAAUGGGAAUCCAAAUACGAGGAGGUCGUCAAGAAGUACGACGACAGCCAGAAGCAGCUCCAGGAGCUUCUCGGUGAGCUUGGUAACAUCUGAUCAUCGAGUGUCUGUCAUUUUUCCGGGCCCGGAACGACCUGGUUAAGGAGCAGCAGGGUAGAGCAGAGCAUCGGAUAGUGAUUUCUCGGCAUGGAAUGGGCCAUUUCCUUGCGCUGGCUGAGCUUUGCAAGUGCUUGAAAAUGGUGGUAGGGCGGUGUGGACACGGUUAAUUUGUACGCUUUAGAUUCUCUCAAAGCGUGACAAUAGAAUGUUGGCAGUUUCCCCCUCACUAGUAGCACGUCCUGGCGAUAUGCUUUCACCUUCAAUAUGGCGAAGUACGUUGGAGCACUACCUAGUCACUUUAUAUCAUGCUCCAUAGCGUGUAUUUGUGCCUUCACACAUAAUAAGAUUGAAAUUCCCCCUUAUCCUCAACCACCUGG
Aaosphaeria arxii CBS 175.79 is the source of this 947-nucleotide messenger RNA. RefSeq names its product putative tropomyosin. The transcript has 3 exons. Lineage: Eukaryota; Fungi; Ascomycota; Dothideomycetes; Pleosporales. Bases 82 to 567 code for a protein of 161 amino acids. The record is from RefSeq and is a predicted model, not a curated record.